Molecule: messenger RNA, 1404 nt
Organism: Cutaneotrichosporon cavernicola
Lineage: Eukaryota; Fungi; Basidiomycota; Tremellomycetes; Trichosporonales; Trichosporonaceae
Exons: 5
Coding region: 1-1404 (467 amino acids)
Source: RefSeq, a predicted model, not a curated record
AUGUCUUUCGACAAGAAGUACUACCUCCUCCCCGAGCAGCUCGAGUCGUUCGAGAAGAACGGUUACCUCAUGCUCCCAGACGUCCUGUCCGAGUACGAGGUCAAGGAGAUGCAGCAGUGGUCGGCCGAGGUCAAGGGAUGGCCUGACCGUCCCGGCCAGCACAUGCCGUACGAGGAGGUCCGCGCCGAUGGCACUACCGGUCUCUGCCGCACAGAGAACUACGCCAACUACCACGACGGCUUCAACUCAAUGUUCCGCGGCGAGCGCCUGAUCGGCAUUCUCACCGAGCUGAUGGGCGAGCGCGCCGUCCUCUUCAAGGAGAAGAUCAACUACAAGGAGGCCGGAGGCUCCGGGGGCUUUGAUGCACACAUUGACGCCUCGGCCUACAACCACGCCGGCGCGUGCAACCACCAGACGUUCCUCAUGGCUGUCAACGACAUGGACAUGAACAACGGCUGCCUCGAGGUCGUUCCCGGCUCGCACAAGGACGAGAUCCCCCUCGGCGCCAACAGGUGUAUCGACCCCGAGUGGGAAGCAAAGCACACAUGGGUGCCGGUUCCGAUGCCUGCCGGCGCGCUCCUCGUCUUCGGCUCAUACCUCGCCCACCGCUCUGGGCCCAACUCGUCGCCGCGGCCCCGCGCAGCAAUCUACGCGACGUACAACGGCGUCUCGGAGGGCGACAAGCACGACAGCUACUACGUGCACCGCCGCAAGGCAUGGCCCCCAACUUCGGAGCGGAUUGCUGGCGUCGACUACACCGAAGGCGCAUUGACGUACGCUUUCGGCUCGCCAAUGUCGGGCGGCAAGGACAUGAUCGACACCAAGCUUGCCAAGGACCAGGCGACCGUGACCAAGCUCUUCAACAUGAUUACCGCACAGGGAGACGCAGACUAUAUCGGCGAGAACAUUAGCCAGCUCGAGCACUGCCUCCAGGCGGCCGCACAGGCUGCUCAAGAAGGUGCGGACGAGGAGACAAUCGUCGCAGCGCUCCUGCACGAUGUCGGACAGUUUGUGCCCCACUCGGAGGCCAAGGACAUGAUGCACCACGGCGGAAGUCUUGGCAAGAUGAGCCACGAAGCCGUCGGCGAGCAGUAUCUCCGUGACGAGGGAUUUACCGAGAAAGUGUGUGUGCUGGUCGGCGCACAUGUCGUUGCCAAGCGCUACCUCACCGCCACAAGGCCCGAGUACCUCGCCGCACUGAGCAGUGCAUCCCAGGCCAGCUUGCGGUACCAAGGCGGACCAUUCUCCUCUGAACAAGUCAAGGAGUUUGAGGCCGACCCGCUACACCGGCAGAAGGUCCAGCUUCGACUGUGGGACGACCGUGCUAAGCGCGACGACUGGAACGCCCCGGGCAUCGAGACGUAUCGACCCAUGAUUCUGCGUGUGCUCGAGAAGGCGAGGUAG